CAACAUCAUUUCCACCACCUCAACCACCCACCUAGAGAAAACAUCUUCCUUGUCAGUAGUACUGUAGUAUAAGAGAAGACAAGGUCUUGUCGAGCUGGGGAAGAAGAAGAAGAAUUUGGGAAUCCGGGAGAUGACCAGUGGAAAAGAGUGGGUGCUUUAAUACAAGCAUUGAGUUGAUGAUGAUGAUGAGUCAAGGAGCAGGAUUUGGAGGCCCGAGGUGCCAAGACUGUGGGAACCAAGCCAAGAAAAAUUGUGCUUACAUGAGGUGCAGGACUUGUUGUAGGAGCAAAGGAUUUGAAUGCCAAACUCACGUCAAAAGCACUUGGGUUCCUGCCUAUCGAAGGCGUCAGAGGCACCAACAGCUGUCUUCAGUUCCUCAACAGCACCACCUCUCCGUACACAACCCUAAAAGGCUUAGGGAAAAUCCUUCCUCAACAGGGUUAGAACUCGGAAAUUUGCCGGCUGAAUUGACUUCUCCGGCCACAUUUCGUUGUGUUCGAGUGAGCUCCAUUGACGACGCAGCUGAUCAGUAUGCUUACCAGACGAUUGUGAAUAUUGAAGGGCAUGUGUUUAAGGGUAUUCUCUAUGAUCAAGGCCCUGCAGAAGGUCACCAUCACACAGUAGGCGAAUGCUCCUCUCGAGGGACACACCAGCCAAAUCAAAUCAAUGCUGCUGCUCUAACAACGGCUACCAUGACAACUUCAACUACUUCGGUUGCUGCAGAAACUCUUCUGCCUUUUGCAUAUGCAUCUCCCUUUAAUGCUUUCAUGUCAGCUGGUACGCAAUUUUUCCUCCACCCAAAAUCUUAG
This is a messenger RNA of Theobroma umbraticum, 809 nucleotides long. RefSeq names its product SHI-related sequence3 (gene SRS3). Gene Ontology annotation, cellular component: nucleus. Lineage: Eukaryota; Viridiplantae; Streptophyta; Magnoliopsida; Malvales; Malvaceae. Gene Ontology annotation, biological process: positive regulation of DNA-templated transcription. Gene Ontology annotation, molecular function: DNA-binding transcription factor activity; DNA binding. The record is from RefSeq and is a predicted model, not a curated record.